GGCGCGGGCGCUGUCCAGCGUGCUGAAGCCGGAGCGAGCUAGUCUCCCGGAGCCGCGCGGACCCAGCUGAGCCCAGCCCACUGGACGCCAGACCUCGACCACCGCUCGUAUCCUAGCCACCGCUCGGGGCCCAGGAGGACGCGUCCCGAUCUUCCCCUAUCCCCACCCCGCCCCGACCCUCCUCUCCACCUCCCGCGUCGUGACUCCAGCUGUCUCCGGCAGUCCUUUGGUCAUGAAAUCGCCCAGGUUGCCGGCUUCUGUCCUCUUCUGCUUCCUUCUACUGCCCAAGGGGUUGGGGGCAGCACCCUCGGGGCACCCUGAGGCUCAGCAACCUCCCCUCAGCACUGAAAAUAGAGAGCCAGUAGCUGGGGACGCAGUGAUCGGGCCAAAGGAUGUUAGCGCCCCAGAGGUCCGAGCCGCUCGAAAUUCAGAGCCGCAGGACGAGGGAGAGCUUUUCCAGGGUGUGGAUCCCCGGGCGCUGGCCGCGGUGCUGCUGCAGGCACUCGACCGCCCAGCCUCGCCCCCGGCGCCCGACGGCUCCCAGCAGCGGCCAGAGGAAGAAGCAUCAGAAGCUCUGCUGACCGAGACCGUGCGCAGCCAGACCCACAGUCUCCCAGUGCCAGAGACCCAGGCGCCCGCGGCCCCGCCUCGCCCUCAGACUCAGGAGAAUGGUCCCGAGGCAGGCGACCCCUCGGAGGAGCUCGAGGCGCUAGCUUCUCUACUCCAGGAACUGCGAGAUUUCAGUCCGAGCAGCGCCAAGCGCCAGCAAGAGACGGCGGCAGCAGAGACGGAAACCCGCACGCACACGCUGACCCGAGUCAACCUGGAGAGCCCCGGGCCGGAGCGCGUAUGGCGCGCUUCCUGGGGAGAGUUCCAGGCGCGCGUCCCGGAGCGCGCACCCCUCCCGCCCCCGGCUCCCCCGCAAUUCCAGGCGCGUAUGCCCGAGAGCGGGCCCCUUCCCGAAGCCCACCAGUUUGGAGAAGGAGUGCCCUCCCCCAAAACACACCUAGGUGAGGCAUUGGCACCCUUAUCCAAGGCGUACCAAGGCCUGGGCGCUCCCUUCCCCAAGGCGCGCCGGCCGGAGACCUCACUCCUGGGCGGCUCUGAGGCGGGGGAGCGCCUUCUACAACAAGGGCUGGCGCAGGUAGAAGCCGGGCGGCGGCAGGCGGAGGCCACACGGCAGGCCGCGGCGCAGGAAGAGCGGCUGGCCGACCUCGCCUCCGACCUGCUGCUCCAGUAUUUGCUGCAGGGCGGGGCUCGGCAGCGCGGCCUGGGGGGUCGGGGGCUGCAGCAGGAGGAGGAGGAGCGAGAGAGCGAGAGGGAGCAGGAGGAGGCGGAGCAGGAGAGACGCGGCGGGGAGGAGAGGGUGGGGGAAGAGGAUGAAGAGGCGGCGGAGGCGGAGGCGGAGGCAGAGGAGGCGGAGAGGGCGAGGCAGAACGCGCUACUGUUCGCUGAGGAGGAGGACGGGGAAGCCGGAGCCGAAGACAAGCGCUCCCAGGAGGAGACACCCAGCCACCGACGAAAGGAGGCUGAGGGGGCAGAGGAAGGUGGGGAGGAGGACGACGACGACGAGGAGAUGGACCCGCAGACUAUUGACAGCCUCAUUGAGCUGUCCACUAAACUCCACCUGCCAGCCGACGACGUGGUCAGCAUCAUCGAGGAGGUGGAAGAGAAGCGGAAGCGGAAGAAGAACGCCCCACCCGAGCCUGUGCCGCCCCCCCGGGCUGCCCCUGCCCCCGCUCAUGCCCGCUCCCCGCAGCCCCAGCCCCCCGCCCCUGCCCCGGCUCGAGACGAGCUGCCCGACUGGAAUGAGGUGCUCCCGCCUUGGGAUCGGGAGGAGGACGAGGUGUUUCCUCCAGGGCCCUACCACCCUUUUCCCAACUACAUCCGGCCGCGGACACUGCAGCCGCCCGCUGCCUCGCGCCGCCGCCACUACCACCACGCCCUGCCGCCUCCUCGUCACUAUCCGGGCCGGGAGGCCCAGGCGCGGCGCGCGCAGGAGGAGGCGGAGGCUGAGGAGCGCCGGCUGCAGGAGCAGGAGGAGCUGGAGAAUUACAUCGAGCACGUGCUGCUCCGGCGCCCUUGACUAGUCCUGGCCCCGCCCCCGCGCGCCGCGCGCGCCAGCCCCCCCUCCGUGUCGUUCUCCUCCCCUCUCGGUGUUUGCAUGCGCCCGGCCCCGCCCUCAGCUGCCGCCCGGCCCCGCCCCCGCCCAGCGCGCCACCCCGCCCCCGGGCCGCGCCGGGACCUAUCAGACCUCUCUCUCCUUGGGUCGGAAGCCCGAAAUCCCCAAACUCACUCACGGGUGUCCCGGGGCCAGCACAGGCGGGCGGGUAGUUUGUGCGAGUUCCCUGCCCCGGCGGGGCCCCCGUCCCCACCUAGUCCCUCUCGGGAUGUCCCGGUCUGAAACCGAAAAAAGCAUUUCCAGUUAAUUGUGUGAAGACUCUGUCUCCCGCUCUUUGGGCCUCUCAAGAGCCUCUCCGCCCUCUCUCGAUGGCUGUGAAUUUACCCCAUUCUUUCCCUACUCUACUGUAAAUACCCCUCACGGAGGAAAUAGUUUUGCUAAAAAAUAAAAGUGACUAUUUUAUUAGGA
Molecule: messenger RNA, 2590 nt
Organism: Phacochoerus africanus (Common warthog)
Lineage: Eukaryota; Metazoa; Chordata; Mammalia; Artiodactyla; Suidae
Gene: VGF
Product: VGF nerve growth factor inducible
Exons: 2
Coding region: 233-2086 (617 amino acids)
Biological process (GO): carbohydrate homeostasis; regulation of synaptic plasticity
Molecular function (GO): neuropeptide hormone activity
Source: RefSeq, a predicted model, not a curated record